GUACUUCACGUUAAUGAUCGGAGUAUCCUUGGAUUUCAUGAAGCAUGGAUACAUGAAAAUAAAGAUGAUAUAAAAAAGUUAAGCUAUCAAAAAGCAAACGAUGUUCUUACAAAAAGUUGUAAAGACGAAAUGAAGAUACAGGAAGCCGAGAGACUUUUAGCAAAUAAGGCAAGCACAUCAUAUGGUAGAGUCAAUGAUGUGGACUGA
This is a messenger RNA of Dentiscutata erythropus, 207 nucleotides long. NCBI's taxonomy places the organism in Eukaryota, Fungi, Glomeromycota, Glomeromycetes, Diversisporales, Gigasporaceae. The record is from the annotation of a GenBank genome assembly.